This is a messenger RNA of Acanthosepion pharaonis, 1629 nucleotides long. Lineage: Eukaryota; Metazoa; Mollusca; Cephalopoda; Sepiida; Sepiidae. The record is from the annotation of a GenBank genome assembly.
AUGCCAGAAAUACCAUCUGUCGUGCUACCUGAUGAAGAUGUGAGAAUUAUUUGUCAUCACGAAGAAUGGGAUCGUGUAUAUCCAGAAUUAUUGAAAGAAUUAGAAAAGUUCAGUGUAUGUGGUCUUGACACUGAAUGGGUGACAAAAGAUAAAGUAAGACAACCAAUUGCUUUGUUGCAGUUAGCAGUUAAAAGUGGUCUCUGUAUUCUGAUUCGACUCAAUAUGAUGGCUAAACCAAUACCUGAAUCAAUGCAAGAACUGUUGGCAAAUCCAAGUAUCCUGAAAGUUGGAGUAUCUAUCAGUGAAGAUUCCAAGAAGUUGUUAUCUGAUCAUGGAUUAGUAGUGAGAGGAUUUUUAGAUCUUCGUAAUGUUGUUGACCGAGUUGGACGAGUCUAUUCUUGCCAGCCUGGAGGCUUGAAAUUUCUUGCAAAAGAAGUUUUAGGUAUCGAUCUGCCCAAGGAUCCCAAGGACCAGUGUAGUGAUUGGGAAGCAAUAAAUCUUUUGCAAACUCAGGUGUCUUAUGCAGCUCGAGAUGUUUUGGUGGGUGUGCUAAUAUUUUUGCAACUGACUAUGACCAAAAUUAAAGUACAGAAUAAUCGACUUUUGCUCAGUUUCUCUGUUCAGAAUACCACCACUAGUGACCAAUAUUCUGAAGAAAUUCUUCAACAAACGGCUAUUGCCAUAUCUCAGGGAAUUGUUAAUUGUAAUUACAAUGACAUUCAAGGUUGGCGGGAAAAAAGUCCUGGUAAAAAGGUUUCUUCUACAAGUGGGAAACCGCCAAAGAAAGACAUUUUUCGUGCUUAUUCUCUGCGUAGAAGUCCUCUCUAUGACAACUGCCAGCUUCUUGCACCUGAUUAUCAAAUGCUUUGCACUUGUGAUACUCGCAAAGCACAAUGGUACCUGGACAAGCAACUUGCAGAAAUGGUCAGUGAAAAUCCACUUAUAAUACGGUUGAAAUUUGAACCCUCAGGAAGACCAGAAAGUCCAGAGAAUUAUUACCUUCAAGAAAAGGACAAUAUUUGUGUUGUAUGUGGGAAACCUGAAGAUUAUUUACGAAAAAAUGUCAUUCCUCAUGAAUACCGAAAGUAUUUUCCUUCUGUGAUGAAAGAUCAUGUGUCACAUGAUAUUCUUUUGAUGUGUCCUCCCUGUCACCAAAAAGCUUGCAACUAUGACAUCAGCUUGCGUCGACAAUUAGCCUUAGAAUGUGAUGCAUCAUUGACAGGAGGUUCUUGCACCAAAUCAAGUGUCAAUCAUAAAUUGGCCAAAAUACGAUCAGCUGCAAAAGCCUUGGUUACAAGCAAACAUAAAAUUCCAGCAGCGAGAAAAGAAGAACUAGAAUCCUUUCUUAAAGAGAAUCUUCAAGUUGAAGAAUUAACAGAUGAAAGUCUUCGCAACUGCAUUAAUAUGGAAGUACGAGUCUAUAAUCCUGACUAUACACCUCAUGGUCAAAUUGUUGUGGAAUAUAUGAAAAAACAUAAUAGAUUGUUGGAUUUUCAAAGAAGAUGGCGGACUCAUUUCCUGGAAACUAUGAAACCCAAGUUUCUCCCUGCAAAAUGGUCAGUAGACCAUAACCAUGAUCGUUUGGUUAAAUUCCUGCAAGAAGAAGAUGAAAAGACACAGAUAUCUUAA